Molecule: messenger RNA, 2373 nt
Organism: Jatropha curcas
Lineage: Eukaryota; Viridiplantae; Streptophyta; Magnoliopsida; Malpighiales; Euphorbiaceae
Product: HSP20-like chaperones superfamily protein
Cellular component (GO): nucleus
Source: RefSeq, a predicted model, not a curated record
ACUUAGGAGCUUCCACUGCCAUUCUGCCACUGCCAGAGCUUGAAUUUCUUGCUGAUUAGCGAAAGAUUCCCAAGUUGGGCCUUUUUCCGUCCAACCAAACCCUAAAAAUGAGAGCUAUAUCGUAAAAAUGCAUCACUGUAAAAUCAACAUUUUGGUCACUCUCAACCCUUUUAAAUCCAGUGCUAAAACGAAUUCAGAAGCACAUUACUGAUUCUUCUUUUGCAAUCUCUUUGGUUCUUUAAGCUAAAAGCAAAUGGUCGAAAAUGGUUACUGUGUUUUCAAGCAUUUUUCAUCCUUCAAUAGUGUUGGAAGAUAUAUGAACUUGGAAUGGCAAGUCUAAGUGGGUGAAUGGAGGUCUUAAGCUGAAGGGGAGUGGGGUAAUUCUCUACAAUGAGGCCAGUGGGCCAUACCAGGAAGGAUAAAUCAGGCAGUGGAGUUUGCAUUUAGCAAAAGACAUGGCAGUUCAUUUUUCUUUCUUUCUUUUUUUUUUUUUCAGCAAAAACUUGAUACUUAGUAGAUGCAAAUGCAGUAAUGAAUUUGACUUAGUUUAAUUUGAUUUGUUAUGAACUUGGAUGAAGAAGCAUAAUCACUCGUGUCAACCUAUUGAAAGUAGAAAGAUUAUUUUAUUUGUGAUUUCAUGUAGCUCAACAAAAGGUUAAAGGCAUUCACCUUGUUUGACGAUGCAAAAUGUCCUGUUCAUAGCUGCUUCAUAAAUCAGAAGGAACAUGCCAAAUUUGUAUCUUUUCUCUAUUAAUGCUAGAUUUGUUUAUUUCCUGUAGAAUCUACAUAUAUUUUCAGAUUGUGAGAAACUGAAGUUCUAGAAAUUCAUCAUUGGUCAUUAUGCUGCUUUUGUUCAUAUUCAUUGAUGUAACAUUUAAAAUAGCUCAUGACACAUAAUUCAUUCACUUUCUCAUGCAGCCAAGUGCAGAGAGUGUUGUAGCCGUCAAAUAAUCAUAAAUUCAACCAUGGAGAAGGAGGGGAAUAAUAAUCCUUUUAGAGGGUUAGGCAAAGGAUUAUUCAGUGAUCAAUAUUUCUUACUUAACUUCAUUGUGGGCACUUACUUAGGUCCUGAUGUCUACACUGAUAACCCAAGAUGCUCCGCACUUCGGAGAUUAGCUAAAAGGUCGCCACCAUACACUUCAAACAACCUGGGGACUUCAUUUCUCAGUACUUCUCAAUUGGAAAGUUUAUAUUAUUAUCUCCUCAGAAAUGCCCAUCACAGCCUGGUUUUGAAACCAGAUAUGUUCUAUAUGUAUCUAAAGGGCAGCCUGCAUUUGCCAAGCUUAGGGUCACAGGAGGACCACAGGCAAUUUACAGGUUUUUUCCCUUUGAAACUUCAUGACCAUAAAAGGUACUCAGACAGCUAUGAAAUUGUCAAGGGGAUUGCGCUUAUAGAUGACCCUGUUACAUCCUACAUGAAGAAGGAGGAACUAGAAAGGUUCAGAUUCUUAUCUGGUAUUGAUGAUUUGAAAAUUGAUAGCAAGAAAUGUCUCAGUUAUCGUCACGGAGACCAAAAUGGUGGAGACGAAACUGAGGCAAGUUGCAUUACAAAAAGUGAGAGGCAAACUGCUGGAACUAUUUGUAAUAGAAACGAAAGAUCAUCAGAAAUGUUUGGUGUGAAAUACAGAAGAAGGCGGUUGCGCUGCCACCCUAUACCAAUUCAACCAUUUUCCUUUAAUCCUUCUAUGUCAGAACAACAAAAUGAAGAAAGCACUUCUAAGAGAACCUUUAAACUGGAUGGAUCUGCCGCAAUGCCCAUUAUAACUCUUCCUAAAUUGGAAGAUUGUAUCUCAGAUGAAUCUAUUGUAUUGACUGGCACUGCAAGAAGAGGGAUGGCUGGACCGCAAGUUGGCCUUGUAGAUAUAGGCAUUAGCAAAGCUGCAUACUUUUUUCAAGUUGCACUUCCUGGUGUCCGCAGGGAUUUUUGUGAAUUUAGUUGUGAGAUUGAAUCAGAUGGAAAGGUUCACAUCCAAGGGUCAUUGUCUGGUGGAAGAACCAUAAGAAAGCGUUCACGUGCUUUCAAGAUGAAAUUUCAGCAAAUGUGCCCUCCCGGACCCUUUACGCUUUCUUUUAGUCUUCCUGGACCUGUUGAUCCAAGAUUGUUCUCACCUAACUUCAGAACUGAUGGCAUUUUCGAAGCAGUUAUCAUAAAAACACAAAGGAAAUUCAGUCCUCAGGUACAUGAUGGUCAUUAAUCAGUCCCGGAAUAUGAAAAUGAUGCUGGCCAGCUAAUGUAGUAACAGUUUCUUUAUUUAUUUAUGGUAUUAGCUCAAGAAAUGUAGGUUUUGUUGUAUGCUACAGCUUGCAUCAUAUUCAGUUCACAGCUAAAUCUUUGUGUUUAUAAUUCCAAGUGCAUAUGAAUCUGGUUCCUUA